GUCACGUUACGUCACGUUUGUGAUACAAAAACAAAAACGAUAAACAAUUGAAAACAUGUUUCCGCUGUUUAUUUUACAUUACGAUAGUUAGUGUAAAAUUACAGUCUGUUGUUACAUUAUUAACUUCGUCACAAGAUUUACAAUAUCGUGAUUAAAAAUAAUGAGCACUUUAAGCAAGGUUAUUGACCAAGAUGAUAUGCACAGAAUAACUUCGGAGUUUUCGCGACUAAGAGAUAGGUGCUAUUUAGAACAUGCUGGAUCCGCACUAUAUCCCAAAAGUUUGCUUGAAAGCAUAAAUGAUGAUCUCAUGAACAAUGUUUAUUCCAACCCACAUACUGACAAGUACACAAGAGAUUGCGUGGACCAAAUCAGAUGUUUAAUUCUUGACCAUUUUAACACAGAUCCGUCCACAUACUCAGUUAUAUUCACUUCUGGUACAACGCAAUCCUUAAAACUGCUUGUAGAAUCAUUUCAGUUUGGUAUUGAUCAAAAUGAAGUUUUAAACUGUGGUUCUUUUGUUUACACGAGGGACAAUCACACAUCUGUCCUAGGACUUAGAGAAAUUGCUGCUGAAAAAAAUGCUGAUGUUAUACACAUAAAUCAUAAUGACUUUAUUAGUUCCCUUGAAGGAAACGAUACAGCUCCUUCUAAAUGGAAGGAGAAAUAUAAAAAUGAAGGUAACACAUUGCUUGUGUACCCUGCCCAGAACAAUUUCAACGGGUUCAAAUAUCCUAUAAACUGUAUGAAGAAAAUUAAAGAUGGAUGCCUAAAUAACUAUAUUAAAAAACAACUGUGUAAAGUAAGUUGCAACUGGUAUGUUUUACUAGAUGCAGCGUCAUAUGCAGCCUCAAGUAAAUUGGACUUAUCAAAAUACCAGCCUGAUUUUAUUGCUCUAUCUUUUUAUAAAAUAUUUGGCUUUCCAACUGGAUUGGGAGCUUUGUUAGUAAAAAAUGACAGUAUAGAUGUGUUGAAUGAAAAGAGGUACUUUGGAGGAGGUACGGUGGAUAUAGUUCUAAGCAGUGAAGAUUUCCAUGUGAAGAGGGAAGCCCUGCAUGAAAGAUUUGAAGAUGGAACUGUCCCUUUCUUAUCAAUCAUUGCUCUAAAACAUUGUUUUGACGUACUCAACAAACUGAUUCCUAAAGUGAUGAACAAUGACGUCAUGGAAACAAUAUCAUGUCACACUUUUCACUUAGCUAAAGACCUUUACCAUCAACUACAGAAUUUGCAGCAUAGGAAUGGUAAGAAAGCUGCUGUGUUGUAUAUGGAUUCAGACUUCACAGAUAUAAGUAAACAGGGAGCAACGGUAACAUUUAAUAUCAAAAGAGAAGAUGGAUCUUAUAUUGGAUAUGCAGAGUUUCAACACUUGGCCGAUUUAUUCAGCAUAAGCAUAAGAACUGGAUGUUUCUGCAACUCUGGAUCAUGUCAACGGCAUCUUAACGCGACUAAUAAGGAAAUGAAAGAUAUGUACAAAGCCGGGCACAAAUGUGGGGAUGAAAUCGAUCUGAUUCAAGGAAAACCCACAGGCGCUGUUAGAGCCUCCUUCGGAUACCACAACACAUUCGAAGACGUAGACAAACUCAUGCAAAUGAUACAUCAAUGUUUCCUCAAAACAAAAUUCAAACCGCCAAAAAGAGUCAAAGUCGGUUUAGACAUAAUAAAACCACCGGAAAAUGGAAAAAUUAUCAAUGAGAAAUCCAAAUUGAUUGAUGACGAUUUAUUCAAUGAUAUUGGUGCACCGUUUGUCAAGUCUGAUAUAACUUUGAAUGAAAUAGCAAUAUUCCCUGUUAAGUCGUGUGGCGCUUUCAAAGUUAAAACUGCUUGGCCUAUAGGACAAAAAGGUUUCAAAUAUGAUAGGGAGUGGAUGAUUGUCAAAGAAAACGGAACUUGUCUUACUCAAAAGCAGAAUACUCGAAUGUGUAUGAUAAAACCGACAAUAGAUUUGAAACAGAAAUUGUUAAUUUUGAAUUUUAAAGGUCAACAGCCAAUUACAUUGCCGUUAAAUCCUACAACCAAUAAGUUGAAAGAGCAUUUCAAAUUCUGCCAAACUAAAGUAUGCACAGAUAUAGUCCAAGGUUACGAUUGUGGCGACGAAGUGGCCGAUUGGAUAUCCAACGCUUUGGAAGUCUCAUUUUUAAGACUAAUUAGACAAUCGAGUAACGAUAAAAGGAAAGUUAAGAAGAAGGGUGAAAAAGAAGACUUGUUAGCGUUGAGCAAUCAAGCUCAAUUCUUAUUAAUAAAUAAGGCUACGGUCAGAUGGUUGGCUGAUAAGAUCCAAGAUCCGGCGUUUAGCGAUAGUGUAGGACAAUUAACUGACAGAUUUAGAGGGAAUUUGGUAAUUGAUAUGGACGAACAGUUGGCGGAGAGAGCUUGGCAGAGGGUAAUUAUUGGAAAGCAUGAGUUUAAGGUGGAAGGUCAAUGCCCCCGUUGUCAAAUGGUGUGCAUAGACCAACAAACUGGAGAGAAAACCGUGGAGCCUUUGAGGACUAUUUCGGAGCAAUUUGGCGGUAAACUGCGUUUCGGCAUCUACCUUACCUACGUCGGCACCAUCGACGGUUCUAAAGAUAACGUGUUGAAGACAAACACACAUGUGCAACCGUUGAGCAACGAAGAUGAUAUUAGCAGAUUCCAAGAAUGGUUUUACCAAAACUUUCUGACUAACCAUUGUUAUUCAUGUCAAGUGCCUUACAAACCUAGCAAUGUGAAACAAAAAAUUAAAUUAUUUUGCGUCAGAUAGAUUUUAAAGUGAUUAAAAUGUGUGAUGUUUUUAUUUUACAGAUUCCAAGAAUGGUUUUACCAAAACUUUCUGACUAACCAUUGUUAUUCAUGUCAAGUGCCUUACAAACCUAGCAAUGUGAAACAAAAAAUUAAAUUAU
Molecule: messenger RNA, 2873 nt
Organism: Amyelois transitella
Lineage: Eukaryota; Metazoa; Arthropoda; Insecta; Lepidoptera; Pyralidae
Gene: mal
Product: molybdenum cofactor sulfurase
Exons: 8
Coding region: 161-2734 (857 amino acids)
Biological process (GO): Mo-molybdopterin cofactor biosynthetic process
Molecular function (GO): molybdenum ion binding; molybdenum cofactor sulfurtransferase activity; pyridoxal phosphate binding
Source: RefSeq, a predicted model, not a curated record